Rosa rugosa (rugosa rose) is the source of this 2202-nucleotide messenger RNA. RefSeq names its product probable LRR receptor-like serine/threonine-protein kinase At3g47570. The record is from RefSeq and is a predicted model, not a curated record. Gene Ontology annotation, biological process: protein phosphorylation. Lineage: Eukaryota; Viridiplantae; Streptophyta; Magnoliopsida; Rosales; Rosaceae. The coding region runs from base 1 to 1698 and encodes 565 amino acids. Gene Ontology annotation, molecular function: protein binding; ATP binding; protein kinase activity. The transcript has 2 exons.
AUGUAUCUCGAGAUCUUUAUCUUAAAAGCCAGUGAGGUAACUUCCUUGAAUCUCCCUUCAUGUGAUCUGCCUUUAUUCCCUUUGAUUCUUCGAGCAAUUAGGAGAGAUACUCUCCUAAUUCUUUGCAUGUCCUUUUCCCUUGAGAUCUUAGGAAAAUCAUGUGUUGAAGGGAAUAGUCCAAAUACUUACACCUACUUCUUUGGGGAAAUUAAAAAGCUGCAGAUAUUGGGUCCAAGUAAUAAUAGAUUAUCGGGACGGAUACCAUCUUCCAUAGGAAACCUCACUCAAUUGUAUAACCUCCAGCUAUCAGCAAAUGGAUUAGAAGGAAGCAUUCCUCCAAGUCUUGGAAACUGCCAACAUUUGCAGGAGAUGGAUAUAUCACAGAAUAGGCUCAGUGGAGAAAUAACACCACAGGUCCUUGGUCUUUCCUCAUUUGUAAUUCUCAACCUAUCACAAAACUCACUAACUGGCAGCUUGUCUGUGGAAGCAGGUAAUAUGAAGAAUAUCCAUAGUCUGGACAUUUCUGAAAAUAAUUUGACUGAAGAAAUUCCAGAAAUCAUUGGAGACUGUCUAAGCCUUGAAUUUCUUAACCUACGAGAGAAUCUCUUUCAAGGAAUCAUACCUUCUUCUUUGGCUUUUUUGAAAGGUCUUGAGUAUCUUGAUCUUUCAAGAAACAACUUGUCCGGACAAAUUCCAAAAGAUCUGCAGAGACUUCCCUUCUUGCAAUAUUUGAACCUUUCUUUCAAUAAUCUCGAAGGUGAGGUACCAAAAGAAGGAGCCUUUCGGAACACAAGUGCAGCAUCAUUGGUUGGAAAUACAGAACUUUGUGGUGGUGUUUCAGAAUUGCUACUACCGGCCUGCCCCAUCAAAUUUCCAGAGCAGAGAAAGAGCCAUGGUUUCAAACUAAAGAUCACAAUUUCUUUAGUUGUUGGAUGCUCUCUUCUGUUUGUAGUUUUCUUAUCUCUUUAUUGGAGGAGAAAAACGCAAAAGAAACCAUUAUAUGUAGACUUAUCUAUCAACUUCCUUUCAAAGGUUUCAUACCAGACACUUCAUCAAGCUACAAGUGGAUUCUCUCCGAGCACUCUAAUUGGAUCAGGAAGUUUUGGCAUUGUAUAUAGAGGGAUUCUAGAUCAGGAAGAAAACAUGGUAGUGGAAGUAAAGGUUCUGAACCUUCAACAACAAGGAGCUUCCAGAAGUUUCAUGGCAGAAUGCAAUCAUAUCCGGCACAAGAAUCUUGUGAAGAUCUUCACUUGUUGCUCCAGCACGGAUUAUAAUGGCAAUAAAUUCAAAGCUCUAGUUUUUAAGUAUAUGUCAAACGGUAGUUUAGAGGAGUGGAUGCACAGAGAAAACCAAUCAAGGAGUUUGAACCUUUUUCAAAGACUGAAUUUUGCUUAUGAUGUGGCUUCUGCAUUGUGUUAUCUUCAUGACCAUUGUGAACCUCAAAUCAUUCACUGCGACAUGAAGCCAAGCAAUGUUCUUCUUGAUGAUGACAUGGUUGCUUGUGUAGGUGAUUUUGGGUUAGCCAGAGUACUCCUCUCAACCACCGCAGAGUCUUCUCAAACUCAAAGUAGCACAAUUGGAACAAGGGGAACAAUGGGCUAUGCGGCUCCAGAGUAUGCAAGUGGUGUUGAGGCAUCCUGGUCUUGGAAAUGUUCACAGGAAGAAGACCCAUCGAUGAAAAGUUCAAAGAUGGUUUGAAUCUCCACAACUUUGUUAAGAUGGCAAUACCAGGAAGAAUUGUGCAGAUUGUUGACCCUGCUCUUCUCGCCACCGUACAAGAGACAGCAGAAAACAAAGUGAAGUACAUGCUUUAGAGGUCAUAACAAUGAAAUUGAAGCAGAGGAGAAAAAUCGAGAUUAUGAGAACCUAAGCAAGAUGGACACACGUGUUGAAGUGUAUACAUUCAAUCCUUGAGAUAGGACUGGUGUGCUCAGAGGAAUCACCAAAGAAUAGAAUGUCUAUGGAGGAUAUCGUCAGGGACCUCCACCAUGUACAAAAUGCUUUCAAUGGUGCUGAGAUCAGUCGAGCGAGAUAAAGCAGAUUAGCAGGAGCUAAAUAAUAGCUAGUUUGUGCCAAGUUACUAAGUAUACUUUCUUGGCAUUUAGAUAUUUUAUCAAGCAGUUGCAAGGCGAUAUAAUAUGUUCACCUGUAGCAGAUUCUUGUUUGAAGAACUAAGAAAUGAAUGUGAACCAUUUGUAUAGU